AUGCUGUACGCCGAGGACGACAAGCUUGUCUUCCGUUUCGACGACCACCUCCUCUGGGUCCAACCCUGGGGCGAGAAUGCGUUCCGCGUGCGAGCAACCAAGCUCGCCUCCAUGCCAACGAACGAUUGGGCCCUCGAAACAAAGCCAGACAGUCCAUCAGUCACGAUUGAGACCCCCGUUGGCGAAGAUGCAAGCAUCUCCAAUGGCAAAAUCCGGGCUACCGUCUCACGGCGUGGCAAGGUGAUCAUCUACGACUCAAACGGCACAAAGCUCCUCGAAGAAUACGCCCGGCACCGGCAGGACCCUCAAGAUCCCAAAUGCAGUGCCCUCUUGAUUGAAGCGCGCGAGCUGCGGCCCAUUCUCGGCGGCGACUUUCAUCUGAUGCAGCGGUUUGAAUCUCUCGAUCCACGGGAGAAGAUCUUCGGGAUGGGUCAGUAUCAGCAGCCGUAUCUCAAUCUGAAGGGUGCUGUUCUGGAGCUUGCGCAUCGAAACUCGCAAGCGAGUGUGCCUUUUGCAGUGUCGUCGCGGGGCUAUGGCUUUCUUUGGAAUAAUCCUGGUAUUGGGCGAGCUACUCUGGGGACCAAUGUGAUGAGCUUUGAGGCAUACUCCACUCGGGCUUUAGAUUAUUGGGUUGUAGCGGGGGAUUCGCCGGCGGAGAUUGAGGAGGCUUAUGCGAAGGUGACUGGAUGUGUCCCCAUGAUGCCCGAGUACGGCCUGGGGUUCUGGCAGUGCAAGCUCCGUUAUUGGAAUCAGGAGCAGUUACUUGACGUAGCGAGGGAGUAUCGGCGCCGUGAAGUUCCACUGGACCUUAUUGUCAUUGAUUUCUUCCACUGGAAGCAUCAGGGAGAGUGGAGUUUUGAUCCCGAGUUUUGGCCUGAUCCUGACGCCAUGAUCAAAGAGCUCAAAGAGCUCAAGGUAGAACUCAUGGUCUCGGUCUGGCCAACGGUCGAGAGUGCCUCGAAGAACUUCCCCGAAAUGCUGGAGCGUGGACUCUUGAUCCGACACGACCGUGGCCUGCGCGUGGCAAUGCAAUGUGAUGGCGAUAUCACUCACUUUGAUGCUACCAACCCCGAAGCCCGGCAGUUUGUCUGGAGCCAGGCGAAGAAGAACUACUACGAUCGUGGAAUCAAGGUGUUCUGGCUCGACGAGGCAGAGCCCGAGUACUCGAUCUACGACUUUGAUAUCUACCGCUAUCAUGCCGGCAGUAACCUGCAAAUUGGUAAUAUUUAUCCUAAGGAGUACGCACGCGGAUUCUAUGAGGGGAUGCAGGCCGAGGGCCAGACGAAUGUUGUCAACUUGGUGCGUUGCGCAUGGGCCGGGAGCCAGAAGUAUGGCGCGCUCGUCUGGAGCGGCGAUAUUGCAUCCUCAUGGAGCUCGUUCCGGAACCAGCUCGCUGCCGGCUUGAACAUGGGUCUCGCCGGAAUUCCCUGGUGGACGACAGAUAUUGGCGGAUUCCACGGCGGCAACCCCGCUGACCCAACCUUCCGGGAACUAUUCACACGAUGGUUCCAGUGGGGAACCUUCUGUCCGGUGAUGCGAUUGCACGGAGACCGUGAGCCCAAGCCAGAGGGCCAACCGACCGCCAGCGGCUCCGACAAUGAGAUUUGGUCGUAUGGCGAGGAGGUAUACGAGAUCUGCAAGAAGUUCAUCAGCGUUCGCGAGGAGCUGCGCGAGUAUACGCGGGGAUUGAUGAGAGAAGCGCAUGAGAAGGGUACGCCGGUGAUGCGCACGCUGUUCUAUGAGUUCCCGCAGGACGCGCGGGCCUGGGACGUUGAGACGGCGUACAUGUUCGGCUCUCGGUAUCUGGUGGCACCCAUCUUGGAGCCUGAGCAGCGCACCAUCAAGGUCUAUCUGCCUGCGGGGGCCAUCUGGACGCUCUGGGACAAGGUGCGCAUCCCGAUCGGAGACAUCCCGAGGAUCUAUCAGGGUGGCCGCGAGGUUGAGGUGAACUGUCCGAUUGAGACGAUGCCUGUGUUCUACCGCGUGAAUGCCUGA
This is a messenger RNA of Penicillium canariense, 1995 nucleotides long. Its product is annotated as putative glycosyl hydrolase. The record is from RefSeq and is a predicted model, not a curated record. Gene Ontology annotation, biological process: carbohydrate metabolic process. Lineage: Eukaryota; Fungi; Ascomycota; Eurotiomycetes; Eurotiales; Aspergillaceae. The coding region runs from base 1 to 1995 and encodes 664 amino acids. The transcript has 2 exons. Gene Ontology annotation, molecular function: carbohydrate binding; hydrolase activity, hydrolyzing O-glycosyl compounds.